Lactuca sativa (garden lettuce) is the source of this 1404-nucleotide messenger RNA. Lineage: Eukaryota; Viridiplantae; Streptophyta; Magnoliopsida; Asterales; Asteraceae. The record is from RefSeq and is a predicted model, not a curated record.
AUGACGCAACUCACUAUCUUGGGUCUUGGUGAAAAUCACUUCACAGGCUCAGUUCCUUCAUUGGUAAGACUUUUGAAUCUAGAUGGUUUGCUACUUAAUGGUAACAAAUUUGAUGAGAAAGGACGGUUUCCCACUUGGCUUGGAAAGCUGACUAAACUUAGUGAACUCUAUCUGUCUGAUAUGAACAUAAACGGAGAAAUCCCACUCUUUCUGUCCAACCUAACCAAACUUAGUGAGGUAGGAAUGCCAAGAAAUUCUCUUGCUGGUGGUAUACCAACCUGGUUGUUCAACCUCACCCAACUAACAUAUUUAAAUCUUCAGAUAAAUCAAUUGCAAGGACCAAUUCCAAACACAUUUUCCAACUUCAAAAAUCUUCAGUAUCUUAACCUAGGUGGAAACAAUUUCAGUGGUAGGGUAGAACUCGACAUGUUCCUAGGACUCAACAAACUUCAAGCAUUAGCCUUAGGUUAUAACAAGAUAUCAUUAGUAGUCACCAACAACUACACCAAUACCACUUUACCAGAAUUGCAUAAGUUAGGACUAUCAUCAUGCAACUUGAAGGAAUUUCUUGCCUUUUUGCGCUUCCAAAAUAAAAUGGAUACCUUACUUCUUGAGCGCAACAAAAUUGAUGGGCUGGUACCGGUGUGGAUCUGGAACAACAGCCGGGAAACAUUAGAGUUUCUUGAACUUGCACACAACUCCAUCACUGGCUUUGAUCAGCAUCCUCAUUUUCUCCCAUGGACAAAUUUAGAAGUAAUUUUUAUCAAUGAUAAUCAGUUACGAGGACAACUACCAAUUCCACCAAAAACCACAGUUAUGUAUUCUGUCUCACAUAAUAACCUCACAGGAGAAAUACCAGCAUCGAUAUGUGAAUUGAAAUAUCUUCAGCUGUUAGAUUUGUCAUUUAACAACAUGAGUGGAACACUUCCUUCAUGUUUAGGUAUCUUAAGCAAUUCGUUGAUUGCUUUGUAUCUGAAACGAAACAACUUCCAUGGAAAAAUGAUGAAUGCUUUUAUGUCCGGAAGCCUGUUGAACCACCUUGAUUUGAGCGAAAAUAGAUUCAUCGGUCAACUUCCAAGAUCACUGAUGAAUUGUACACACUUAGAGUUUCUCUCUCUUGAAGAUAACUCUUUUCAUGAUGUCUUUCCUUCUUGGUUGGGAACUCUUCCCAGGCUGCAAGUUCUGGUUUUGCGGUCCAACAAACUACAUGGUCCAAUUGACGGUUCCACUGCUGCUUCCUCACGGUUCCCUAUGCUGCGGAUCAUAGACCUCUCUAACAACCGUUUCAGUGGUCAGUUGGACCAAAAGUACUUUCAAACAUGGCAUGCCAUGAGCUCUGGAAAUCUUGGCGUAUCAUCUGUUAUGGAAACAAAUAUAUCCUCCAAACAUGUCAAAUUAGAUUAG